CUGUGGUCCACUGAGCAAAUGCAAAUUACCUGAAUCAGGCUGCCGGUGACUCACCGGCUCCCCUUUAAAGCAACUUGGGCUCAGGGCAGUGACUGCUCAGGGUGGAAAGCCAUGGCUCACCAACUCCGCUUCGCCUGCCGGCUAUUGGUCUGCUGGGUGGUGGUAACCGUGACAGAAGGACAAAAAGCAGUAGCCACCCCUCUUAGAGGCUCACAAGAUGAUGGAGGCCCUACAGACUGCGAGAUCUUUACACUCACCCCUCCACCCACCAUAAGGAACCCGGUGACAAGGAUUCAGCUCGUCCCAAGGACACCCAAGUGUCCCUUUCACUUUUUUCCACAAGGGCCUAGAGUCCACAUUAGGUUUCCAAACAGACCUUUCCUUCCUCGGAAGUGCAAUCGUCGUUUUCAGUUUCGUCCGUUCUUUUGGCCACACAGUCGCCUCACUCCUCAUUUAAGAUACUUCCCCAGAAGAAAACUGUGGAGAGGAAGCUCCUCUGAAGAAAGCAGAGAGAAAAGAGAAGCCCCAAACAUGCUGAUGCAAAAGAGGCCAAUACCUCCGAAAAGAGAUUAAAAACAUUCCUGCUUUCUUUUUCCAAACUAAAGUGAUUGGAGUUGAACAUGAAGUAUCUUAAACACCACAGACUAGAAAUCGUUCUUAAUGUCUGCAGGGAAGAUAUCGGCUUACAGGAUAUUCAUGUUUGCCAGAUAGGAGCGAUAACUACAUUACUCUUAUCCCCAACUUUUUAAGAUCUCAGGAUAUUCAUGCAAAUAAAAUCCUAAAGUGGGUGGUUCCAAGAAUUCCUGUACAGACUGCAAUGCCAGGAGAAUCAGCUCUCUCUUCUAAAUUAAAGUGAAAGCAUUUAAACAAAUCGAUAUAAACCAAAUGAAGACAUUAAUGACACCCUUUUUACUCACUGGAAAACUUACAGAGCGAAGCGCAUUUACAAAGUGAACUGUAAAGGAAAUUAUAGAAAACUGAAAGUUUAAUGUUAUUCUUAUUCUAUUCUCUGUUUGGCCAUAGUGUAAAUAGUGGCUACUUAUUCAUUUAUCUUUUACCGAGGUGUAAUUGACAUGACAUUAUAUUAGUUUCAGAUGUACAAUGUAAUGAUUCCAUAUUUGUAUAUAUUGCAAAAAAUCACAAUAAGUCCAGUUAACAACCAUUACCAUACAAGUUAUGAUUUUUUUUUCUUACAAUGAGAACUUUCAGGAUCCACUCAGUUUUCUAAUGACAACGACAAAAGAAUUAUAAUCAUUAAAGCAAAACAAAGUUAUGGGGCAUCUAAGAUAAUACCUUGAAGAUAUCAAAAACUAAAUUACCUAACUUAAAAAACUAUUUUUAACUGUAAUAUCUAAAGUUACUUUUAUGUUGACUUUUUAAGCAACCAGUGCAAAUUAGUUUGAUAAGUAUCUCACUGUUUCUCACCUUAUCAUCAUAUGGAUACUAGCUUAGAUUGCUUAUUAUUUAUUUCCCCUAGAACUUUCAGUAAGGUUCCAGACUCAAAGUCUGAUUAAAAGUUUACAUGGAUGAUUUCACUCAUAUGUGGAAUUUAAGAAACACAGCAGAUGAACAUAGGGGAAGGGAAGGAAAAAUAUGAUAAAAACAGAGAGGGAGGCAAACCAUAAGAGACUCCUAAAUACAGAGAACAAACUGAGGGUUGUUGGAGGGGCAUUGGGUGGGGGGAUGCGCUACAUGAGUGAUGGACAUUAAGGAGGGCACUUAUUGGGAUGAACACUGGGUGUUACAUCCAAGAAAUGAAUCACUAAAUUCUACUCCUGAAACCGUUAUUACACUAUAUGUUAACUUGGAUUUAAAUAAAAUUAAAAAAAAAAUUUUUUUAAGUUUACAUGGAUGUUCUUGUAACUCUAGAGCUCCAAAGACAUAAGUUGAGUCAACUAUAGGAAGCUGAGCAUGCAACAGGAGUUAACAAAUCCCACCGCUUGCAUUCAUUGGGCAUUACUGUAGCCAUUCUGUAAAUACUGCCUCCUGUCUGUGCCACUCACCUUGCCUGUAACAUAGGAACUUGACUUUUGCAAAUGUGGUCAAGGGCUUACACCUGUUCCUCCCAAGAAGUGCGUGCAAAAGUUGCUGCUGCUGCCACUGCUUUUACAAAGGAAAAAAAAAAGAACAUAAAGACAUGAGGUCGCUGGGAGUGUUGCCUGGGAAAGGAAGAGACAGAGAAAUUCAUCGUACUGUUCUUCUUUGCUAUGUGAAAAGAUAAAAAGGAAAAAAAAAUUCCUUCACUCACUUCCUAGCAAAUUUUCUUAUAGGAACAGAUAUUUGCUUCAAAAGUAUGAGCUUAAAUAAAAACUAUAUUUGAAAUCUUAAGAAACUCUGUAUUUUGUAAUAAACUGGCUGUCUC
This is a messenger RNA of Acinonyx jubatus (cheetah), 2362 nucleotides long. RefSeq names its product odontogenesis associated phosphoprotein (gene ODAPH). The record is from RefSeq and is a predicted model, not a curated record. The transcript has 2 exons. Bases 112 to 573 code for a protein of 153 amino acids. NCBI's taxonomy places the organism in Eukaryota, Metazoa, Chordata, Mammalia, Carnivora, Felidae. Gene Ontology annotation, biological process: positive regulation of enamel mineralization.